Helianthus annuus (common sunflower) is the source of this 2487-nucleotide messenger RNA. Its product is annotated as transcription factor bHLH145. NCBI's taxonomy places the organism in Eukaryota, Viridiplantae, Streptophyta, Magnoliopsida, Asterales, Asteraceae. The transcript has 4 exons. Bases 884 to 1855 code for a protein of 323 amino acids. The record is from RefSeq and is a predicted model, not a curated record. Gene Ontology annotation, molecular function: protein dimerization activity.
CUAUUUAUUAUCUCUCUUCUCCCGUGCACUCUCUCUCUACCUUUCUCUCUCUCUCUAUAAUUCCCGUGCUCUCCUUUUUUCAUUGUCUCUAUCCUCUUUUGGGUCUUCAAGAUUUUCAAUUUCUCAUCUGGGUUUCCAUUCUUGCAAGGUUCAAACGGUAAAAACAGGGAUCAAAAUCGUGGCGUUAAUAUCUAAUUGCAAAGAGCAUGCGGUGGUACAGCUUAUUUGUAGACGUUUAUCGUAAAAUCAUCUCUCUCAACCUCUAUUGUCGCGUGAUUCUGUAAAACCUACCGAAUUCCCAUUAACAUACCCUACAAACCCUUUUCACAUCUCACUAUUUAGCAGCCAUUUUGAACGUUUCAUCCAUGGGAACUAAUUUAUUCGUCGUUAUUCCCUGCUACUGUCGCUGGAUUAGUUGAAUCCGUGUUGAUCAAAACCCGAAACCCGUUCUUUCGCAUUAUUUCAAUUAAAAAUCGAAUCUUUUUCAGUUCUUUGAUCACCGUUUUUGAGAAUAUAUCGUGGGUUAUUUUCUUGUAUUGUUGAUUGCGAUCAUUAGGGGAGUAAAACCACAUAUAACAGUAGGGAAAAAGUAGUUAUGGUGUGUCAAUCAGCUGGGCAAACAAGAUUUCGGGCAUUGAAACAUUUAAAUGGAACCGCUGGGAGCGCCACCAUAAUUGUUAAAGUUAUAGCAUGUUUUCAACCUCUUCAAGAUUGUCAGGCCGAAUACUUUCGUCAUCUGCUUAAACCUGUAACGUAGUUCUGUUUUUCUUUUCCGCUGCUUCAAAUUAAGCUGGAUUUUUUAGUUUUUGUUUUGUUUAGAAGUUUUCAGAAAUCUUUUUACUCGCCCACGCAAUCGUUCAUCGCCUGGUGUUUUUUUUACUGAAUGGAAAAGGGUUUUAGUUCUUGGUCCCGUGACCAGCAAAGCGAUUGGCAAUCGCUCAAUCCGAAUAUAUCGAGUGCCCGGUUCGGUUUAGGGCCUCAAGUUAUGUUCCCGUCGUUCGGGAAUAUGGGUUCGUUACCUGCGCGUCAAGAACCCUGUGGCUGGUUUUAUGGCCUGCCUCGAUACCGUCAGGGUUUGGUCCCUGUUGUCAACUCUACCGUGAAAGAGAAAUCUCCGGUACCGAGCCCCCACGUGGCUCGAGAAACAAACGUUGCACAAAAGAAGUUUCUUGUGUUUGAUCAAUCGGGUGAUCAAACAACUUUGAUAUAUAGUUCGGGUGUCGGGCCCGCUCCGAUACGUUACCAAUUUCCUUCUUCAAACAAUCCAAAACCGCAGUUUGGAUCUGGAUCACACACUGUUAGUAUUGAUGAAUUUAAUAAAGAAAACGAUGGAAAUGAUUCAAAAAGUGAGAUGCGAGAAGAUACCGAAGAGCUUAAUGCAUUACUUUACUCGGAUGAUGAUGACGACGACAAUGCUUAUGAUGAUGAUGACGAUGAAAAAAGUACAGGGCAUUCCCCUGAUUCGGUUACAGUGUUCCAUGAACAUAAACAUAAACAGGAAAUUGAAAGCGGUGAAGAAGAGGAAGUUGCGAGUUCUGGGGGACCCACAAAAAAGCGUAAACGGGAGGACAAGGGUAAUAUUGAGAAUGUACUCGAGGACACUGCAAGUUCAGGGAAAUCGGGGAUCAAUUGUUCGAGUAAUGGAGUGUUCAAUGACGAAUCCGAUAGUUUUUCGUCCGACGGUAAUAAUAAGAGAAUGCGAAAAGAGAAGAUCAAGGAGACUAUAAAUUUGCUUCAAAAUCUGAUUCCUGGUGACAAAAAUGGCAAAAACGCCAUUAUGGUUAUCGAUGAAGCAAUUCAUUACUUGAGAACUUUGAAGGUGAAAGCAAAAGCUUUAGGGCUUGAUUCUCUCUAAGAUGUUAAAGAUUGUUGUAUUUUGUGCUUGCAAAAGGAAGAAUGUGGUUAUUUUUUGUGUAUUUAAGGGUAUUUUGGUAAUUUUGAGGUGGGUUUGUGAUGAAGUUCAAGAUCUUGGCAUAAAGUUAAGAGCUUUAGAGAUCCUCAAGUGAUUUCUUGAAUGAUGAAUGCCAUUGGAUGUUACCAUGUGUGAAAACUACUUGUGUUAGGGGUAAUUUUGUAAAUUUGAUGUGGGGUUGUGGUGAAGGUCAAGAUUUGGGCAUAAAGGUGAAAGCUUUGUGAAGGGAAAGUUUGAAGUCAUCAAAGCAUUCUCAAGGACUGUGGUAGGGAGAGUUUGGUAAUUUUGAAGUGUGGUUGUACUUUAUCAGGGGCAAUUUGGUAAUUUGAUGUGGGGUUGUGAUGAAGAUAAAAAAGGGUCAUAAAGUUUGAUAGUUUUGUGAGGAGAAAGUUAACAACCCAUGCUCAAGUGUUUUGUUGAAUGAUGGAUGAUUAUCAUUCAUGUGUUCUUGCUUUGCAGGGACAGUUUAGUAAUUAUGUAAUUUAGUGUGUGCUUUUGUUUAAUGAUUUUGUGUUGAUUUCUGUUUGGACAUGCUUGUAAUUUCACUGUUGAAGCUUGCUUUUCUUUUUUAUCUA